Centropristis striata (black sea bass) is the source of this 4450-nucleotide messenger RNA. It is a transcript of the gene smc1b, whose product is annotated as structural maintenance of chromosomes 1B. Gene Ontology annotation, cellular component: chromosome; cohesin complex; nucleus. NCBI's taxonomy places the organism in Eukaryota, Metazoa, Chordata, Actinopteri, Perciformes, Serranidae. The transcript has 25 exons. The record is from RefSeq and is a predicted model, not a curated record. Gene Ontology annotation, molecular function: DNA binding; ATP hydrolysis activity; protein binding. Gene Ontology annotation, biological process: sister chromatid cohesion. The coding region runs from base 127 to 3855 and encodes 1242 amino acids.
GUGUUUUUGAAAGAUGAAAGUGGUUCUUCCCGCCUCUGACUGUCCUUCCGGCCCACUUUAACGUUACUUCACAUUAAGGAUUAGUUUUAAUUAACUGUCUGAUUAGCUGCAGCAAAGUCCAUUAAAAUGGGUUAUUUAAAACAAAUUGACAUGGAAAACUUCAAGUCGUGGCGAGGGAAGAAAGUUAUCGGUCCGUUUAUGCGGUUUAACUGCAUUAUUGGCACCAACGGCUCCGGUAAGUCUAACGUGAUGGACGCGCUGAGCUUCGCCAUGGGGGAGCGCGCGGCCUCCCUCCGGGUGAAGCAGCUCCGGGACCUGAUUCACGGAGCUCAUAUCGGGCGGCCGGUGGAGGACACCGCCAGCGUCACCCUGCGGUACUGCAACGACGAGGACCGGGAGACAGUCUUCUGCCGGAGCAUCGUGGGUGACUCCUCUGAAUAUCGCAUAAAUGGAGUACAUGUCUCUCUAGCAAAAUAUAUGACGGAGCUGGGGAGGAUCGGCAUUGUGACCAAAGCUCGAAACUGUCUGGUGUUCCAGGGGGCAGUGGAGUCCAUCGCUCUGAAGGACCCAAAGGAGAGGACCAAGAUGUUAGAGACCAUCAGUGGGUCGAAAGAAUACAUUGCAGAGUACGACAAGAAGAAACAAGCCCUGCUGCAGGCCAAAGAGGACACACAGUUUCACUUCAACAAGAAGAAAUCUGCGACUGUCGAGAGGAAGCAGGUGUCCCAGGAGAAAGUAGAGGCCCAGAAGUACCAGGCGCUGGUGGACGAACUUCAACAAAGUCGCCUGCAGCUGAGUCUGGCUGAGCUUUACAGAAAUGAGAAGGGCAUCGGUGCCCUCAGCGACUCGCUGACAGAGAGACAGCAGGCUGCAGCUGCGAAGAACAAUAAGCUGAUGAACACUGAGCAGACGGUCAAACAAUGGAAGAAGGAACACGGACGUCUCACCAGAGAGCAGCAGCACAUUGAUAAGGAGAUUCGCGCUCAGGAGCAUAUCCUGUCCCAGUGUCGAUCCCAGUAUGUCAAAGCCAAAGUCAACACCUCCCAUCACAUAAAGAAGGCUGAGGAGGUCCGGGAUGCCCUGAGGAAGAAUCAGAAGCUGGUGGCUCUUAAGGAGCAGGAGAUUGCAGAGGAACGACAGGAGAUCGCUGAACUGGAGACGACCUGGACGAACUAUGAGAGGCAGGUGCAGGAGGAAGGAGCGGCCAUGGGGACAGACAUCGAGCUGGAUGAGGAUCAGUUGGAGCGAUACAAAGAGCUGAAGGAGCUGGCCCAGAGGCAGGGGGCCGUCCUCAGCCAGCAGGCAGAGAAGCUGCAUUGGGAAGUGAGAGCGGACAACGAGGAGAUGGCCUUUGACCAGCGCAGGAAGAAGGAAGUGGAGGUUGCUAUCAGGAACACCCAGACUGAGCUGGAAGAUUUGACAAGCAGAGCACAGAAGCUCAAGGAGUACAACAAGUCCUGCAAGUCGUCCCUUGAAGAGUACCGUCAGCAGGAGGAGACCCUGAGUGCAGAGCUGCAGCGGGGCCGCCAGCGCAGCGAGGAGGUGAACCAGGAGCUGGGUCAGGUGCUGGAGGAGCUGGGGAACGCCCGUCUGGACAGCCAGGAGAGCAGACGCCAGCUGCAGCGCAAAGAGCUGCUGGAGAAGCUCCGCAGGCUCUUCCCUGAAACUGUGUUUGGUCGUCUUUCUGACUUGUGCAGCCCGAUCCAUAAGAAGUACCAGCUGGCUGUCAUCAAGGUGUUCGGCCGAUACAUGAACGCCAUUGUAGUGACCUCGGAGAAAGUGGCCCGGGACUGUAUCACUUUCAUCAAAGAGGAGCGAUGUGAACCUGAGCUCUUCCUGCCCAUCGACUACUUGGAUGUGAGUCCUCUGAACGAGCGGCUGAGGGACGUGCGCGGAGCCAAGAUGGUGGUCGAUGUUGUGCAGGUUUCCGUUAACGCCGGCGCUGGCCAGCUGAAGAAAGUGGUGCAGUUUGUAUGUGGUGACGCGUUGGUGUGUGAGACCAUCAAGGAAGCAAGGAGUGUGGCGUUUGACGGGCAGGUUCGCAUUAAGACCGUAUCUCUGGACGGGACGAUGUUUGCAAAGUCAGGCACAAUCUCUGGAGGCUCCAGUUACCUGCGGAGUAAAGCUCGCUGCUGGGACGAGAAGGACAUGCGACGGCUGAUCGAACGCAAGGAGCUGCUGACAGCAGAGAUGCGGGAUUUGAUGAGGCUGAGGCGAAAGGACCCAGAACUGAAAAACAUCAUUGCUCAGGCUCAGGGCGCUCAGAUCCGCUUGAAAUACUCAAAAAAUGAGCUGGAAAACAUUCAGAAGAAACACAUCCUCAAGUGCCAAGCAGACAUUUCUCGUAUGCAGAGCGAAAUAGCAAACCUGGACUCUCAGAUCCAGAUGCAGCAGGAGAGUGUGGAAGCAAAGGAUACAAAGAUUAAGAAGAUCAGAAACCAGAUUGAGCAGAUGGAGGACUUGGUGUUUUCUGACUUCUGUGCUGAGAUCGGCGUGGACAACAUCAGAGAGUAUGAGCAGGAGCAUCUGAAGCAGCAGGAGGAGCUCGACAAGAAGAGGCUGGAGUUUGAAACUCAGUGCACUCGCCUGAAUGCACAGCUGGAGUACGAACAAGACCGACUGGAGCAGCAGAAGAAGAAGCUCCGCAAAAUGGAGGAAACCAUCGAAAAGGAGGAGAGAACCGUCGCAGAACAGAGGAAGGACGAGGAGAAGCUGCUGGUGGCGGUGGAGGAGGGUCAGAACAAACUGCUGGAGCUGCAGAACCAGCUGCUGUCCAAGAAGAGCCAGGUGGCCGCUGCCAAAGCCGAGCUGGACCAGAAAAUACUCAACCUCCAAGAGAUCAACAAAGAGUUGGUGAAGCUUCAGCGGGAGGUGAUGUCUGCAGAGAGCGCCUUGGAGCAGAAACGCUUGGCCAGACACAACUUGCUGCUGGCCUGCAAGAUCCAGAGUCUGCCCAUCACUCUGCUGUCAGGGAGCCUGAACGAAAUCAGCGAAGUGCAGCUGGACACAGAAUCUGAAAGCACUUCAGCCACUCUGACCAUCUAUGAGAGAGAGGCUCAGCUAGUGAUCGACUACUCCGGCCUGGACCCAGAACUCAGGAGACUGCAGACAGACGAGGAGGUGGAGGCGUACCUGGAUAGACUGAAGGAGUCGAUGUCCUCCAUCGAGGCGUUGCUGCAUCGCACCACCGCCCCCAACCUCAAAGCUCUGGAGAAACUGAGGGAGGUGAAGGACAAGUUACAGGGAGUCACACACGAGUUUGAGGCCAGCACCAAAGCAGCCAGAAAAUGCAAUCUGGAGUUCGAGCAAGUCAAAGCCCAGCGCUUACAGCUGUUCAACCAGUGCUUUGAGCACGUGUCCAUCGUAAUCGAUCAGAUAUAUAAAAGGAUUUGCAGGAACAACAGCGCCCAGGCCAUUCUGAGCGCUGAGAAUCCAGACGAGCCGUACCUCGGGGGCAUUAACUACAACUGCGUGGCGCCGGGGAAACGCUUCAUGUCCAUGGACAAUCUGUCCGGUGGAGAAAAGGCCAUCGCUGCCCUCGCCCUGCUGUUCGCCAUCCACAGCUUCCGACCCGCUCCCUUCUUCGUCCUGGACGAGGUGGAUGCAGCCCUGGACAACACAAACAUUGGAAAGGUGACCAGUUUCAUCAGAGAGGAGUCCAGGGAGAACAUGCAGAUCAUUGUCAUCUCUCUGAAGGAGGAGUUUUUCUCCAAAGCCGACGCUUUGCUGGGAGUCUAUUCUGAUUUUGAUGAAUGCAUGUUCAGCCGUAUUCUGACCCUGGACCUGCAGCCGUACCCGCUGGGGGAAGACAACAACGGGUCACAGAUGGACACAGAGAGGACGGGACACAUGUAGCCUGGAACCACCUGAAUGUAUGUCGUUUCCUUUUGUUCAUUGAGCAUAUCACUGGUUCUUAGUGUUCUUAUCAUUGACUUAAAAGGCAAAGCAGUUUAUUUCAACACCAAAUGACGAUUUCUAUGUUCAAUUUUUUUGAGUUUUUUUACUAAAUCAGAUUUUAUUAAAGAGAUUUUCGUAAUGCAUGGGAUUAGUUUCUUUGGGUAACAGGCAGCAUUUGACUGGAUUAGGGUAAAAGUUUAGGAAUGGGUUCUGUGUUUAGAUAGCAGCAUUCAUGUGAAAAAUCUUGCAAAUUUGGUCCAUAAUAAGACCAACAAAGAAAGUCUUAAAUACUAUAGUGUUACUUCUUCGAUAAUAACUUUCACAUGGUUAAAAGGCAAAAACAGCAUGAAAAGAGAACUGGUUCUACUGUUUCAACGUGUUUCUAAAAUGUUCUGGCUCUUAUUUAUGUUUCAUGUUAAAAAGAGAUAAAUGUUGGCCCAUACCGCCUUUGUUUUUAUACUUGUUCAUUUAACUUGUAUGUGUAAGUGUUUUGUAUUCAAGUUGUGCUUUUAAGCAUAAAGUUUGUCCUGUUUAUUAAAUCUACAGAGUUGAA